Molecule: messenger RNA, 1644 nt
Organism: Scedosporium apiospermum
Lineage: Eukaryota; Fungi; Ascomycota; Sordariomycetes; Microascales; Microascaceae
Product: putative T-complex protein 1 subunit theta
Exons: 4
Coding region: 1-1644 (547 amino acids)
Biological process (GO): protein folding
Cellular component (GO): chaperonin-containing T-complex
Molecular function (GO): ATP-dependent protein folding chaperone; ATP hydrolysis activity; ATP binding
Source: RefSeq, a predicted model, not a curated record
AUGUCUCUCAACGUGCCCGAUGCCCCCAAUGCGGGCCUCUUCAAGGGCGGUUAUAACAACUACGAUUCCGAAGAUGGAGCCGUCCUCCGCAACAUCGACGCUUGCCGCGCCAUAUCCUCCACCGUCCAGACCUCUCUUGGCCCAUAUGGCCGGAAUAAGAUCGUCGUCAACCAUCUCCAGAAGAUGAUCCUAACCUCCGACGCCGCCACCAUCCUCCGCGAGCUCGAUGUCGUCCACCCCUGCGCCAAGCUCCUUGUCAUGGCCAGCCAGCAACAAGAAGCAGAGAUGGGAGACGCUACGAAUUUCGUCAUGGUGUUUGCCGGUGAACUUCUGAAGAAGGCCGAAGAGCUCCUACGCAUGGGUCUCAAGACUGCGGAUAUCGUAAGCGGUUACGAGCAGGCGCAGAAGCAUGCCCUCGAAGCGCUAGAGGAGCUUGUGGUUGACAAGGUCGAGGACAUCCGCUCGGAAGAAGAGCUUGCUAAGGCUAUCAGGACAGUCAUUGCGAGCAAGCAGAGCGGGAGCGAAGACAUUCUUGCCGAUCUAGUCUCCCACGCUAUUCUCGCCGUGCUACCAAAGAACCCAGCGAACUUUAACGUUGACAAUAUCCGAGUCGUGAAGAUUAUGGGUGGAAGUCUAGAACAGAGCCGACUGGUCAGGGGUAUGGUAUUCCCCAAGGAGCCUAACGGCUCGGUUAAGAAGGCGAAGCGAGCCAAGGUUGGUGUGUUCACGUGUCCCAUCGACAUUGGCCAAACGGAGACGAAGGGAACCGUUCUGCUCAAGAACGCCAAGGAGAUGCUCGACUUCUCCAAGGGCGAGGAGAAGCAACUGGAGGCCGCCAUCAAGGAGCUUCACGAUGUUGGCUUGAGGGUGGUUGUGGCCGGUGCGCAAGUUGGUGAUCUCGCUCUUCACUACCUCAAUCGUUACGGAAUCCUCGUCAUCAAGAUUCUCAGCAAGUUCGAGCUCAGGAGAGUCUGCCGUGUGGUCGGUGCCACUCCCUUACCUAGGCUAGGUGCCCCCAUGCCCGACGAGAUGGGUACGAUCGACGUCGUCGAGACUCUCGAGAUCGGAGGAGACCGCGUCACAGUUUUCAGGCAAGAGGAGGAAGCCACGAGGACAGCGACGAUUAUCCUUCGAGGCGCUACGCAAAACCACCUUGACGAUGUCGAGCGAGCGGUAGAUGAUGGUGUGAACGUUGUAAAAGCGAUCACGAAGGAUCCCCGGUUGGUGCCCGGAGCUGGCGCAACAGAGAUUCAGCUCGCCUCCAGGAUCACGGCUAUCGGCGAGAAGACUCCCAACCUUCCCCAGUAUGCUAUCAAGAAGUACGGAGAGGCCUUUGAAGUUAUUCCUCGUACUCUGGCUGAAAGUGCCGGUCUUGAUGCUACCGAGGUGCUCAGCCGACUGUAUGCUGCGCAUCACAACCAAGAAGACUGGGAUACUGGAGUCGAUAUUGAGAACGAGAAUCGCACUGGCACUCUAGACACCGAGAAGGAAGGCAUCCUUGACCUUCUCAUUUCGAAGCAGUGGGCCAUCAAGCUCGCUUCCGAGGCCGCGCGGACUGUGCUGUCGGUUGACCAAAUCAUUGUGGCCAGGCAAGCUGGUGGACCGAAGCCACCUGGUCCUAACCCUAACUGGGACGAGGAUUAA